GCGCACGCCGCUCGCUCGCCCGGAUCGGGGAUCUCCGACGGCCCUCGACGAGCAUGAGCGACGCGGCCACCCGCCAGCAGCUGCGCGACAUCCGCGCGCGCCUGAACCAGCUGCGCAUGCCGGAGCUGCGCAACAUCCUGAUGGACCUGAACCUGGCGCGCUCCGGCCGCAAGUCGGAGCUCGUGGAGCGCGUCGCGGCGGAGCUGGAGUCGUUCGCUGAGAAGGCCCGAGGCACGACGUCCGCCGCCUUCUACGCCGAGAGGCUCUCCGCCGGCCUCCGCAGCGUCGACCAGCAGUACAGAGGGCGUCUCUCCUACGCGCCCCCGCCGACGCCGGCGCCGCCCGCGCCCCACAAUGGCUACCACGGCGCGAAUGUGGCGCCGCAGCACAUGGCGCCGCGCUAUCCGUCGAUGCCGCCCACACCGCCGCCCACGCGCUCCAUCCCCGUGCCCAUGUAUGGCCGCAACGGCGCGCCUCGGACAGCGAUGGGCGUGCCGCAGUACGGGGCUGUGAACGUUGCGGGCGCCGGUAAUGGUGUCAUCCCGCUGACCAGUGGCGUGGACCUGUACAACCCGACCAAGGCCGCGGCGCUGGACGGAGCCAGGUGCUUCUGCGUGAUGCAGGGCGUCUCGGGCAAAGUGGUCAAGUGCGUGGACUGCGGCUUGGCCGUCCACGCCAAGUGCCACCAGCUGAUCACGCUGAGCGGCGAGUGGUACUGUGAAAUGUGCCGGUCCAAGACGUACGACCCGUUCUACCGCGUGCAGAAGACCGUGCUGGACCCGAACUUCGUGCGCUUCGCCAAGACCUCGAGCUCCUUCCGGCUGGAGUACUACAUCACCGACAACGACCUGUACGCGAACAGAGACCCGAAGCCUGGCUCGAUGACACCCGGUAAUUUGGAGUUGCAGCUGCGGUGCUUUGCGGUGAAGGAGGACCUUGCAGCAGGACACUGCUGGCCGGCGUCGACGCAGCUAAGCGUGAAUGGCUUUGGCGUGCCUAUUACGCAGCGUGCUCCACCAGGACAUGCUAACCCGUCCAAGGUGCUACGCGAACUUCCCGCUAAUAUCUUCCAGUAUUCACGAGUAGGCCGGAACGUGGUUGACAUACGAACCACGGAGAAUCCGUCCGUGUUUGGGUUCAUGGUUCAGAUCGUGGAGGUGCGCGACAUCAAUGACCUUGUGACGGAGGUGAAAGAGGCCUCGAAGAACCUGACGUACGAGGGCGCCAAGCAAGAAGUUAUCAAAUCGUUUGGCAGCGAGGAUGAAGACGACGUCGUGGCGACUGUUACGAUACUUUCUGUCCGCUGUCCCUUGGGUCUGAGUGUGAUUAGCCUGCCAGCUCGAGGCUUGCACUGCAAGCACUUGCAGUGCUUUGACCUGAAAACGUUCAUGCUGUUCAGCAAAAAAGCGCGAUCAAAGGCGUGGCGGUGUACAGUGUGCCAUCAAUUUAUCAAGGCGUCCGAUCUGCGUAUUGAUCCUUAUUUAAAAAAGCUUCUGGCAGAGGUUGAAGGUGAAGACGAGCUGGAGGAAGUGGAGAUCUUCCCUGAUGGAUCAUGGAAACGGAGGCUAGACGAGGAGCUGGUGCCUGAGCCUCCAGCGAAAAAGGUGAAAGCUGAGGAGGCAGAAGUUAGUGCAGCUUCAACAAAUGGGGCAUCUGCGCCUGCAACGUCGGCCGAUGAUGCACAGGGGCCACCAGGAUCGAGUGCGGCAGCACCUGUGGAGAUCGAUUUACUAUCAAGUGAUGAUGAAGAUGAAGAGACUGCAAACACAUCGAGCGCCACUACUACCACUACUGCCGCUGCAUCUGCAUCAAGUCCGAUUCUGCUGGAUGAUGACAUUGAUAUAUUGACUGUGGGCAGCGACGCAUGGGACGCACCAGCAACUUCGAGUGCCGCCAACCCAACGAGCGACGGCAACUGCGGUGAGUAUUUCCCGUUCCCGUUGGACGAGAAUCUGUUCCCUUCCAGCAACGCGGCGGCCAGCAACACAGGUAAUUUGCCUUCAUGGAUGUAUUCGAUAUCUGCGAGCACUAUCGUUAACAGUAUGCCUCCCCCGGCGCCCACUGUUGCAGUGACAUCAGCGCCGGCCGUCUCCCCUCCGCAAGAGGUGCUGAACCAAGCCGAGUCGACGUUGGCCAGCUCGAUGGCCUCUCUGUCCCGGAAUCACAACGUGAGCAACCCGUUCGACCAGCGACAACGACGUCAAGCGCGGCCGCCCCCAAAACCCGUAGCGAUGCCGAGCGACAUGGACAUCAUUUGCCUACUGGACAGCGACAGCGACUGA
Molecule: messenger RNA, 2282 nt
Organism: Phytophthora sojae
Lineage: Eukaryota; Oomycota; Peronosporomycetes; Peronosporales; Peronosporaceae
Exons: 4
Coding region: 54-2282 (742 amino acids)
Biological process (GO): protein sumoylation
Molecular function (GO): SUMO ligase activity; zinc ion binding
Source: RefSeq, a predicted model, not a curated record